AUGGGGGCCUUACUCUCUAUUCCCCUCUUGGCUCUCCCCAGCGCCAGCACGCUCAUCACUGUUGCGACUUCGUGCUGCGGCGCCGCAACUUGUUCGGCAGUAUGUAGUGCUUGUGGGAAGUUUCAGAACAGUAUGGCGACGAGAAUCGCCUACGCCUUCAUCCUUCUAAUUAAUUCAAUCGUCUCUUGGAUUAUGCUCACGCCAUGGGCGCUGAAAAAACUACAACAUAUGACACUGGAUUACAUGGAGAUCCGUUGCGACGGAAAAGAGUGCCACGGUUGGGUAGCCGUCCAUCGCAUCAAUUUCGGCCUCGGACUUUUCCACCUUGUCCUCGCCCUCUUGCUCCUCGGCGUCAAAUCAUCGAAAGAUAGUCGGUCCGUCCUCCAAAACGGCUUCUGGGGCCCCAAGAUCAUUCUGUGGAUCGCCUUUGUCGUCGUGUCGUUCUUCAUCCCCGAGCCGUUCUUCUUCGUUUACGGCCAUUACAUCUCUUUCAUCUGCGCCAUGCUCUUCCUCCUUCUCGGUCUCAUUCUGCUGGUGGAUCUGGCUCACUCGUGGGCCGAGAUGUGCCUGCAGAAAAUCGAAGACCACGACUCGAGAGUCUGGCGUGGAUUGCUUAUCGGAUCGACCCUUGGCAUGUACCUCGCGUCUCUCGUCAUGACGAUCCUGAUGUAUAUCUUCUUCGCUCGUGGCGACUGUGCCAUGAACCAGGCUGCCAUUACGAUCAACCUGGUCGUCUUCUUGAUCAUCUCCUUCGUUUCGGUCCAGCCGGUUGUGCAGGAAUCAAACCCCAGAGCGGGCCUGGCCCAAGCUGCCAUGGUGACCGCGUAUUGCACCUACCUGACUAUGUCGGCUGUCUCGAUGGAACCGGACGACAAACAGUGCAACCCGUUGAUUCGGUCCCGCGGCACCAGAACCGCCAGUAUUGUCUUGGGUGCGAAUUGUCACCAUGGCGACCAUUGCGUAUACCACCACGCGUGCGGGCCACUCAAGGAAUUGCUUUGGGAUCCCAAGGGUGGGCACAGCUAUUCGCAACUGGGCAGUGAGGACAAUGAACAUGGUCUUGUGACUCAGCAGCCUACCAGUCGGCGUGAGAUGCGUGCCGAAGCACUCCGUGCUGCCGUGGCUAGCGGUAGUCUCCCCGCCAGUGCCCUCGAUGACAGCGACGAUGAAUCGGAUGAUGAAUAUGACACCAAAGACGAUGAGCGUGGUUCCACCCAGUACAACUACUCACUGUUCCACGUGAUCUUCUUUUUGGCGACCACCUGGGUAGCCACGCUCUUGACUCAGAAUUUGGACCCCAACACGGUGGACGACUUUGCGCCCGUUGGUCGCACCUAUUGGGCCAGCUGGGUGAAGAUCAUCAGUGCGUGGGUGUGCUACGCCAUCUACCUGUGGACGUUGAUCGCGCCGGUGCUCUUGCCGGAGCGGUUCGGUGUGUACUAA
Messenger RNA from Aspergillus terreus NIH2624, 1443 nucleotides. Its product is annotated as serine incorporator domain-containing protein. NCBI's taxonomy places the organism in Eukaryota, Fungi, Ascomycota, Eurotiomycetes, Eurotiales, Aspergillaceae. Gene Ontology annotation, cellular component: membrane. The transcript has 4 exons. Bases 1 to 1443 code for a protein of 480 amino acids. The record is from RefSeq and is a predicted model, not a curated record.